Papilio machaon (common yellow swallowtail) is the source of this 1789-nucleotide messenger RNA. RefSeq names its product myelin expression factor 2 (gene rump). The record is from RefSeq and is a predicted model, not a curated record. Gene Ontology annotation, cellular component: cytoplasm; nucleus. NCBI's taxonomy places the organism in Eukaryota, Metazoa, Arthropoda, Insecta, Lepidoptera, Papilionidae. Bases 210 to 1778 code for a protein of 522 amino acids. Gene Ontology annotation, molecular function: mRNA binding. The transcript has 11 exons.
UUUAACACGUCUACGUGACAUCAAUAGCAAGGCAAGCGAUACAAGUACAAGAUAAAUUAAAAAAAAUACACAGUAAUCCGCCAUUUUUGUUGAGAUUGUAAAUUUAGUUUCCCGCUUUACGUUUAUAGUUUUAAAAAUAAAGUUAUAAUCAUAGUACAUACUUUGUAAUCAAAACAUAAGUUAAGAGAAAUUGUUCCAAAGCAAGGGUCAUGGAUAACCAGAAAGAAAAGGAAAGAGACCGAUCUAGACGUGGGGACAGGCCUUCCCGCUUUUCAGAUGUUGAGAGAGAUCGAUCAAAUGAUCGCGAGCGAACGGAAGGAAAACGAUUGUUUGUGUCAAAUAUUCCCUACGAAUACAGAUGGACUGAUCUUAAAGAUUUAUUUAAGGAAAAGGUAGGUGAUGUAGCCUUUGUUGAAUUGUUCACCGAUGAUCAUGGAAAGCCUCGGGGAUGUGGUGUUGUUACUUUCUCCACUUCGGAAGCUGCAAAGAAAGCUCUGUCUGUUAUGCAUAGAUAUGAGUUAUUUGGACGGAAACUUGUAUUGAAAGAGGAAAUGGGAAAUAGUGAUAGAAGUAGAAAUAAUACAAGAUCAGGUGGAGGCAAUUCCAGAAAUGCUAGAGAUGAAAAAGAUAAUUGGGGUCCGAGUAAGCCAAGGGAGUCUGAGAAUUACAACACCUAUGGCUUGAGUCUACAGUUUUUGGAUUCAAUCAAUGUUCAACCACCACUUGUUAAAAAAGUGUUUGUUGCAAAUUUGGACUACAAAGCUGACCGAGCAAAGAUCAAGGAGGUGUUCAAAAUGGCAGGAAAAGUGUACAACAUUGAUUUGGCUGUGGACAAAGAUGGGAAUAGUAGAGGCUUUGCUGUUAUUGAAUAUGACCAUCCAGUUGAAGCUGUACAGGCAAUUUCAAUGUUCGACAAGCAAAUGUUGUAUGACCGUAGAAUGACAGUCCGUAUGGACCGCGGUACAUCAGAUAAAAAUGAGUUAAAGCUUCCGGAAGGAUUGAAAGGUAUUGGGUUAGGUUUGGGACCUAACGGGGAACCAUUGAGAGAUGUCGCUAGGAAUCUGCCCCAAGGACAGAAUACAACGAACAUUGGUUUGUCUGGAGCUAACACGGCUAUUGGUGGGGGAGUACUGGGUGCAGUGCCUACAGCAGGAGUUGCGCUCAAUGGCCUCGGUACUGGCUUACCUGCAACUACAUUAGGCACAAACGCUGCACUUGGGGGUGGCUUGAGCUUGCAGGCUCUAGGGUUGACAGGUCUGGGAGCUUUACAGAAUCAAUUGCUCCAACAAGGUUUGACGGCUAAUGAUCUAGCAACGGUUCUCUCAGCGCAAGCUAAUGUUAACACAAACAAUUUGGCAAUGAACUCAACGGAUAUGACACCCAACAUGAUGUCAAACACAAAUCUAAACAGUAAUGUUAUUGGCAACGCUGGUCUUAGCAGUGGACCAUUAUCAGGUUUUGGUCCUGUUCCAGGUCCCAACAGACAGAUGGUGAAUACAUCAGUCCAAAGUCAGAACUAUGUCAGGGACACGCGGCCGGAACAAAGUUCAAGAGACAAAAUAUCUGACAUGGUUAUAAUUACUAAUCUGCCGCCCACAGUGACAUGGCAGCUGAUACGCGAGAAGUUCAGCGAGUGCGGCGACGUCAAGUUCGCUGAGAUGACAGCCUCUGACACUGCUGUCGUCAGGUUCCACAAGGAAUGGGACGCUGAAAGGGCUAUUAAAAUGUUUGACAGGACCCGCAUUGAUGGCAGGACAAUUGAUGUGCGUUUCUUCUAAGUGACAUCGAG